Molecule: messenger RNA, 975 nt
Organism: Chara braunii
Lineage: Eukaryota; Viridiplantae; Streptophyta; Charophyceae; Charales; Characeae
Source: the annotation of a GenBank genome assembly
GCUGAUGACGCUUCCAGACUGUUGGAAGGAUGUCGUAUAUCAUGAACUUGUUGGUUCAUGAGGAUCGCAUGAGGUUAAUGAAUGCGGAGGAAGGGAGCAGUGAGGUUAAAGAGGCAUUCAAGGAAAAGGAGUACGAAGGGGAAUAUAAGAAGAUAGGCAUGUGGUUGAAUGGGGAAUUGGACGAAAGUGAGGUUGAUCCGGUUGUGCGGGAGACAAGCAAAGGAUUCGUUGUUCGUGACGGUCAUCUCUUUAAGAAGGCUGCUGAUGGUGUCCCAAAGAGGGUGGUAUGCGGGAUCUCUCGGCAGUUGGAUGUGAUUGCUGCCCUGCAUGAUGGGGUAGCCGGCGGACACAGAUCUGCGCGGGUAACUUUGAACAAAAUCCAACGCCUUUAUUUACGGGAAGGGAUGAGCAAGAUGGUGAUCGAUUUUUGUAAAUCUUGUUUCCCUUGCCAGCAGAGGUCUAACAUCCGCUACCUCGAGCCCCUGAAUCCGCGUUAUAUGGCGGAGCCAGAUGCGGUGGUGCAUUUGGAUCUCUUCGUAAUGCCACCUGGUAUAAAUGGGUACAGAUGCAUUCCCAGAGGCUUGAACUUGGCAAUGCUGCUGAGGCUGGCUAUUAAAGCCAGCAGUCCACCCAGCAGCCUCACAAGUUGUGGCAAUGCUGCUGAGGCAUUCACUUGGGUGAAUGUUGGCUGGGCGCUGCUGGUGGAGAUGCUGGAGGUGCUGGCGAAGGAGGAGGUCUGCAAGAAGGAGGAGGAGGAGGAGGUGGCGGCUGCCAUAGCCGCCACCUUGAUGCAAGCGGUGCAGGGGGAAACUCUGCCCGGCGGCGGCAGGGGUUCGGCUGGCGGUGUAGGGGAGAUGCUGCAUGGCUUUUUUGGCAGCGGCAUCCAUCAUUGAAGUCUGUAGAAGAGGUGCUGUCCGCUUGGCACGGCGACGGCGGUGCUUUUAUUAGCGGUAGUGCGGAAGCGCUGCCGAAAUU